AUGAACAGGAAGGAAAACAAAAUAGUUACGUCGAAGUAUACAGCAAUGACCUUCCUCCCACUGAACAUAUACCACCAGCUGUCGAGGCCAUCAAACUUAUUUUUCCUGCUGACUCUCAUUCUGCUGUCUAUUCCAUCGAUAUCUCCAUUCAGCCCAUUCACCUAUCUCCUGGCAUUUGUUGUUGUUGUCGGAGCAUCGAUGAUGAAGGAUGGAGUAGAAGACUACAGGAGGCACAAGCAGGACAAAGUGAUAAAUGAGAAACCUGCAAAUGUAGUGCGAGGAAAAGGACGGGAUGCAUAUGCUGAGGAGAUCCAUGUGGAGGAUCUCAGUGCUGGGGAUCUCAUAUUCAUAAUGAAGGACCAGGAGGUGCCUGGCGACGUGGUUUUGCUGAAUAGCAAGGUAGAGACAAGAGACGGCAUCAGAUGCAAGAACUACUGCUUUGUCGAGACAAGCAAUCUGGACGGAGAGAUGAAUUUGAAGAAGAAGACAUCGCAACAUCAGGUUGAGUGCAAGAGAAAAGACACGGGACUUGAGUUCCGUGGAGAGAAACUGAGCUUGUGCAGCUGCGAUAGGUAUUACAUGGACAGGACAUCUGACUUCACUGUUGAGGACACAGGAGACCUGUUCAAUAAGUUUGAGUGCCAGAUAAACAUUGAUGGGGAAAACAUCCUAUGCAACGAGAAGAAUGUUCUUCUAAGGGGGUCGAGGAUCAAGAACACCGAGUGUGUUCUAGGGAUGGUUGUGUGUGUCGGAAAGCAAACAAAGCUCGGCAAAAGCCACUUCAAAGCGAAGGUAAAGAUAUCGCUUUUUGAAAAAAGCGUUGGGGACUUUAUAUUUGGGAUUUUUAUGAUAUACCUGGGGAUUCUGGCGGCAACCUCUGUCCUUGGGGCUAGAUUCCUUAGAAAGGAUGACAUCGAGUAUCUGUAUUUGAACGAGUAUCUUGCUAAUGAUGCAUUGAAGCAGACAGGAACGAAUUAUAUUUUAUUCAGUUACCUGAUUCCCUUGUCUCUCUUUGUGACUCUCGAGGUAUCCAGGAUGUUCCAUUCGAUGUUUAUAUCCUAUGACGACGAGAUGGCCAGGGAUGGCAUCAGGUCGAUCUGCAGGAACUCAAACAUCACAGAGGAUGUCGGAAUGAUUGAAUACAUCUUGACAGACAAGACCGGGACGCUUACGAAGAACUCCAUGGUCUUCAAGUAUUGCCACAUAUAUGACUCUCCGGACCUUAUUUCAAGAGAAGAACUGAAGGAGUCCUGCUUUGACAUUGAUCUUGUGAAUGAUCUGAGCCCGGCCGUGAAGAAAAGGCGCUCCCGCAUGAUGUUUAUACUUGCUCUCCUGUGCUGCAACUCAAUUGAGCCUCUUAACAACAGCCUUGAGGGGAUUUCGCAGGACGAGCUGUGCAUUGUCCAGGAGCUAGAGAGGCUGGGACACGUGCUGGUGGAGCGGGACGAAAAGUUUGUUGUACUGGAAAUAAACGGAAGAAGGGUCAAACUCGACAUAAUGGUCUCGCUAGACUUCACCUCGGCAAGGCAGAGAAUGUCAGUCGUGAUGAAGGUGCUUGGGAGGUAUAUUCUAUUCUGCAAGGGUUCUGACCAGAAGCUUCUUGGAGACAAGAAGAUGACCUUUGAGCAGGGGGACAUGGGAAUGAUCAGAGCUCUCAUAAACAACAACUCUGAGUACAGGUCUCUUGUUGUUGGAUACAAGGAGCUGAGCAGCGAUGUGCUGGCAUGGAUAGAGAAUCAGUAUAACAGAGUCUCCCUGAAAAACAAGUUUCUGGAACAGGAGAGGAUUUUCGAUUCUGUGGAGGAGGGGAUGGUCUACCUGGGGGCGACCUUUAUAGAAGACGAGCUCCAGGAUGAUGUCAGAGGGACUAUAACAUCCCUGCGAGAUGCAGGAAUCAAGAUAUGGAUGAUCACCGGAGACAAGAAGGAGACUGCAAUGAGCUGUUCGGAAGACUGUGGAAUUACCCAGAAGAGCCGUGAGCCCCAGUCGCUCGUGAUCGACGGCAAGGAGUUUUUGGAGAAACUCGGCGAUCCAGAGAUCUUUGAGUACAAAUCAAUUGUGAUAUAUAGAGCAACUCCCUACCACAAGGGGAAAAUAGCAGAAAAGAUAGUCGAGUCUGGGAAGAACACGCUUUCUAUUGGAGACGGAAACAACGAUGUUCCCAUGCUCACAAGCUCCCAUGUUGGUGUGGGGAUCAUGGGGAAGGAGGGCACGCAAGCGAGCCUGUCUGCAGACUUUGCGAUUCCAGAGUUCAGGCUUCUAAAGAGGCUCAUACUUGUGCACGGCCGAUACAAUCUCAUCAGGUUUUCGAAGAUAACACUCAAUGCAUUUUUCAAGAACAUAUUCUUCAUCUCGAUACAGUUCAUGUACAACUUCUUCAACGGGUAUUCGGGAAAGCCCAUAUACAGCAACUUCUUUCUGAACUACUACAACGUACUUUUCACGUCAUUCGUCCCUCUAUCCAUAGGUCUUUUCGACAAGGACAAGCCGGAGAUCUAUCUUAUGUCCCAUCCUGGGGACUACAGGGAUGCAAGAAGACUCUUCAGCAGGCCCUCAUUUGUGUUUGGGUUCGUGUACACAGUCUUGCUCGGGAUCGUUGUGUUCGGGCUUUCUGUUGGUGUUGUUUAUGUAAAGGACCUGAUCAGCAGAAGGGGGCUGGUUGGAGGAUACGUCCUCCUCACAAACUACUUCUCAAUAAUUGUUUUCUGGGUUGUGUUGUUCACGCAGAUUAGGGAAAUAUCCUUCUUUGUUGUCUACUCAUGGAUAGCAAUUGGACUGAGCAUUGCCCUCAACUUCAUAACUCUCUUCUUCAUCCAAGAGCUAGAUGUCACAACGAACAACGCCGCCCUCAAUCUGUUUUCCUUGCCCGUCUUUCACCUGACCUCCUUAUUUGUGCUUUCCGGAGCACUACUUGUUGACUUUGUCGUCACAAGGAUGUUUUCUGUUGUGAAGAAGAGCAGGGGAUGGCCCUGA
Messenger RNA from Encephalitozoon cuniculi GB-M1, 2973 nucleotides. RefSeq names its product phospholipid transporting atpase. Gene Ontology annotation, cellular component: plasma membrane. The coding region runs from base 1 to 2973 and encodes 990 amino acids. The transcript has a single exon. Gene Ontology annotation, biological process: phospholipid translocation. The record is from RefSeq and is marked provisional. Lineage: Eukaryota; Fungi; Microsporidia; Unikaryonidae. Gene Ontology annotation, molecular function: ATPase-coupled intramembrane lipid carrier activity; ATP hydrolysis activity; ATP binding.